This is a messenger RNA of Trichoderma reesei QM6a, 854 nucleotides long. RefSeq lists its product as uncharacterized. The transcript is spliced from 2 exons. Gene Ontology annotation, biological process: autophagy of mitochondrion. Gene Ontology annotation, cellular component: mitochondrion. NCBI's taxonomy places the organism in Eukaryota, Fungi, Ascomycota, Sordariomycetes, Hypocreales, Hypocreaceae. The coding region runs from base 31 to 624 and encodes 197 amino acids. The record is from RefSeq and is a predicted model, not a curated record.
AUCACACGGCUUCAAUCAAAAUCCAUCGCAAUGGCAAAGGGGAUCUCGGUCCUCAAAUUCGUGGGCACCGUGUCCCUCGGCCUGCUGACGGGCGUCUCAUACACCGUCUCGACACUCACCCUGCCAACCCUCCUCGCCCUCCCCUCCUCCUCCUCCGCCGCCCACGGCCUCGCCUCGCUGCAGUCCUCCCUGCGCCUCCCCGUCCUCGCGCUCUCCUCCCUGGCCGCCGCCCCGCUCUUCCUCUCCUUCGUCUUCUCCCCGCGCUACGCUCGCCACCCGUACCUCUUCUACACCUCUCUCCUCGCCGCGCUGUCCGUCGCCGUCCCGGCAUACCUCCCCCAGCCGGCCUCCCCGGCUUCUUCGAGGCCUGCCGGCGCCCGCAAGGCUGCGUCGUCCAGGGCCCGCAUGGAGGCUAGCUACGAGGUCCUUGGCGAUUCGCACAGCGAGGGCGACUUGCCCAGCGAGUCAGAACUGGAGGAUGCCAAUGGCGAGGAGGUCAGGGCCAGCGUUGAGGGUGCUGCGAGGGCUUAUCUCGUCAGGACCGGCUUCGCUGCCGCCGCGUUUGUGCUGUCCGUCGUUGGCCUCUGGGGCGAUGGUGCUCCUCGGACUAUCCGCUACUACUGAGCCUUGAGCUGGCUGGUGUAACUUGUAAGAUGUGCGUCGGUUGCAGGUUCGAUCAUUGGGGCUUCGCCAGUCGCUGGAUUGGAAAUGUGUAACAUGUUGGAAAGUUGGUAUAUGCCUGGGAGAGCGAGGCAGUUUGUUGUCACCACACUCUCUUAUCCUUAUUAUUGUGUCAUGCCGAAAUAAAAAAACAAGAACGAAAUCACCCUGUUCAAAUAUUUUCACUAUUUUGC